This is a messenger RNA of Brachypodium distachyon (stiff brome), 1629 nucleotides long. RefSeq lists its product as uncharacterized. The transcript is spliced from 3 exons. The record is from RefSeq and is a predicted model, not a curated record. Lineage: Eukaryota; Viridiplantae; Streptophyta; Magnoliopsida; Poales; Poaceae. Bases 1 to 1329 code for a protein of 442 amino acids.
AUGUCGCUCCGGCGCCUCCUAGGCCUCUCGGCGGCGGCCUCCGGUCGCUUCCUCCAGCGCCACCGCUCCCUCUCCGCCGCCGCCUCCGCCUCCGGGCGCUUCCUCUCCACGGCCGCCGCCUCGCACCCGCCUCCUUGGGCCAUGGUCGAGCGCCUGUCCAUGGCCUACCCGCUGGCUGAAGUCCGCCUCGCGGAGCCCCCGCUCCCCUCGGAACUCAUCUUGCCGACGGACCUCGUCAACACCAGCGACGAGCCCGACCCGGACGGCGACGUCGAGCAGCUUCUCGGCGGCAAUGUCUCCUCCUCCAGCGGCGCCGGCGGCCUCCUCCUCCUCACCUACACCGACAACCGCAUGGCGUGCCCCGUCAUCGCGCAGCAGGGGGACACGAAGGUGCGCUACAGGACCCACAAGCGCGUCGAGGGCCACGCCCCCGACGUCACCUACCUCAUUUGCAACCCUCUCAGCGGCCAGGUGUUGCGCCUCCCCAACGUCCGCGGCACCACCAAGAUCUUCCGCGAGCACGGCAUGGGCAUCCUCACCCAGUCUGGCCGCGGCCACGGGCUGCCGGACAGGUUCGCCGUCGCCCAGCUCUACACGGGGAACACCAUGGUCCGGUUCCUCUCGGACACGGGCAGCUGGGACGUCGCGUUGGGCGCGCCGGGGCGUCGCGUGAGUCCGGGUGUGCAGCGUUUGGUGGGUACGGUUGACCAGGAGACACUGGCCUUCGGCGAGCGGCUGUGGUGGGUUGACGUCGGCCGCGGCGCCACGUCCGCUGACCCCUUCAGCGACUACACGGAGACCCGCUUCGUCGCGCUGCCCAAGGCCAGCGUGCUGCCUCCCACAGACUACCACCACGACGAAGCCAAGAAGGCGAGGUUCUCGCUGCGCAAGUACCGGCGCAUGGGCGUCAGCGAGGGGCGGCUGCGGUACGCCGAGGUGUCUCAGCAGGAGCCGUUCGUGCUGAGCUACUUCGCGCUCGUCGACGAGGAAGGCAGCGGCUGGACGCUGGAGCACCGGGUGGCGCUCAGCCGGCUCUGGGCGGAUGGAGGCCACCCGUGGCUGCCCUUGCAAGGGAACAAGACGCCGACGAUUGCCGUGCUUGACCCGUUGAACGCCAAUGUCGUUCACCUCAUCGUCGGCGACCACGUUGUCGGCGUGGACAUGCGCAUGGAGAAGGUGAUUGGGAGUUACCCGCAUACCAUUCACGGUGCGCUAGGUUUCCUACCAUGUGUGCUGCCACCGUGGCUUCGAUCAAGCCAGAUCCCGUCUACAGGCAAGGGCACCUCCAGAAACCAGUCUUUUGCACAUGUUCGAGUUCAUUCAGACUGACACCAGAAGAGAUGGAGCGUACCAGGACCAUGCUAACCAUGUUUCUUACAACGGGUGCCACAAUCAAUUAGGACUGAAGCCGAUUGGUAGUUUGUGCAAACUCUCGUUUUGUGUAAAUUAUGGAGAGAAGUUUGGGUUUCUUGGAGUGUGUUGAUCAAGCUACCUUAUCACGUUUUGGAGGAACUAAUUCUGAGCCGUUUCGAAAAAAUCAGCAUGUAACGACCAUUAUUGUGGAACAUGCUACGCUUACUAUGCGUCCCCUGUUUAAUUAUGUUAUGGAAAAGCCUCUAUUUAUUGAUC